Orussus abietinus is the source of this 4920-nucleotide messenger RNA. RefSeq names its product ecdysone-induced protein 74EF (gene Eip74EF). Gene Ontology annotation, molecular function: sequence-specific DNA binding; DNA-binding transcription factor activity, RNA polymerase II-specific. Lineage: Eukaryota; Metazoa; Arthropoda; Insecta; Hymenoptera; Orussidae. The coding region runs from base 1904 to 3643 and encodes 579 amino acids. Gene Ontology annotation, biological process: cell differentiation; regulation of transcription by RNA polymerase II. The record is from RefSeq and is a predicted model, not a curated record. Gene Ontology annotation, cellular component: nucleus. The transcript is spliced from 8 exons.
UGACACGCGCGCUCUAUGCUUCGGGAUAGAUUAAGGAAAUGACUUUUUUCGUUUCCAUUUAAUAUCCCUAGAGAAAGUUUUCAACUUGUUCAUUUUUGCGAAUAAUUAGGAGAUUUUUAAAAUACCUUCUAUGGUCAUAUCUGCGGCUGUCAUUAGUUGACAGAUAAGAAAAAAUUGACAUUUCGUUAAAGAAUGCAUCCUCAACAUUUGGCGAAAUAUCUAACCCAAGGUAUAUGGUCGAACAAACCGUGAUGAAUUUUUACAUUUGAAAGAUCGAUUUAAAUCGAUUAAAAAUAAAGACGGGGACAGGUUCGGACAGUGGAAUUUUUUUUUGCAAUUAGUAACAUCAUGGUUGAUCCUUAUGCCUUGAUGACGUUGUCAAGGUCGGUCCUUGCCCCGAGUUCGGACUUGACCCUUAAGCCGUAUCAUCAAGAUGCGCGCGCAACGACACGCGCGCUCUCUGCUUUGGGUCAAACAUCCAACUAUUCGGGUAGACUGAGGAAAUGACUUUUUCUGCUUCUACUUCAUACCGCUGAGGAAAUUGUUCAUCUAAACUAUUUAAUUUCCAUGAGUAAUUGGAAAAUUUAUGAACAUCUGCGAUGGUCAUAUCGUCAGCUGCCGAGAAUUGAUAGAUAAGUAAAAAUUGACAUUUCGUUAAUGAUUGCUUCUAUGGCCUUCGGUUUAAUGAUAUCUAUUCGAAUAUGUUCGAUCGGAUGAUCCGUGAUGAAUUUUUCUAUUCCAAAGACCAAUCUAAACAGCGCGAGGACACGUUUGGACAGUGUAAACAUUUUUUACGCAAUUAAGAACAACACAGUUGGUGGUGGCAGGUGUAUUUGAUCAAGACCAUGAGCCGAAGGAGAUAAUAUCAUUAUAGGGAUGACAUCGAUGCGUAAAGUAUUAAAAAAAGAUCCCAACCUUCCUAUCUUACCUAAGUCGCUCCUUCCCCCCUGCAUCCUUAAAAUCGAAUCAUUUUUAAAGGUCCAUGUUGAGUCCCCCAUUAACCUUACAUCAGUCCAGUAAAAUCACGUCGCGUUAUCGGGGCUCGGUUCUUACGUCGGCCAGGAAAGCAGGUCGUAAAAAUCGCAAUUUUUCGCAUUAUUCUGCGUUUAUUUUCUUGCGAUUAGUCAGUUACCUCCUGCCACUCGACGGUACAGAUAGGUCUGUCCUUACGCAAUUUAUUUUCCUUUUUCUUCUCUCCUGAUGAAUGUCAAUGAGAAAUUUCUCGGCGAGUUAAUUUGGCGGGGAAGGCCUCUGUGCUUUGUGAAAAUUCGAAGAAAAUACGGCCUUUCAUGGAAAUCAAAAACGAGGGCGAUAGUUACACUGAGAGUCGUCGGUGUGCAGUGGUCGUUCAUUGAAACGACUAAGGAUCGGGAGUCAUUCAUGGCCAGUCGAUGCCGGUGGUACGAUAAGACUUAUCCAUACUGGGAGCUCUCGAAGAAUCAGGAAAUCGAGUCGCCGCUAAGGCACACGGAAAUCGCCGACUGAUUUUCAUCCGCAAAUACACAUCUUUCGUCGGCGUUAGUUUUCAACUAAACUGGAAUUUUCCGGCCGCCCUUGAAUAGCCGAAGGCAACCUCUGCGAUUUCUACAUUCGUCAACGAGAGAGACCGAGUCGCUCAAUGUCGCUGCAACACCGAAACGAUACUCGAUGCUAUCGACGGUCAAUGAUUACACAGACGCUGACUUACACAAACUGUAAAAGCAAAACUAUAACUUGGAAACGACUUCGUCAGCAGCGAUAACGCGAACGAGCCGAAAGGACAGAAGCAGAGUGAAGCACAAAUACGUACCCGAAGAGUGUCCAGGAAGACACGGAAACAAGAGGCGACGACCCAGAAGGUGGUUUUGAAUGUUAGAAGGUGCGGGGGUGGCUAGAGUGGCCCCACCGCAGGGUACGGGUCCCGAUGCCGGUCCCUGUAUCGCAGACCCUCACGCUGACCUCCACCCUCGUGCCCAAGGAGGAGUCAAACAUGCCCUUCAUAGACGACGAGCUACUCUGGUGCCCUGACAACGACGGCAAGAUGGUCGACUUGACCCAGUGCCUUCAGGAGAGCAGCACGGGUCAAUCGGUGGAAUUCUCGGCGAUAGAACUCAGCAGUUUGGUCGGAGCACCGGCUGCACCUAGCGCAUCCUCGGAGGAGAGCGAGGGUAUGUCCGGGGUCACGGGAGAGGAGCCCUUCGAUACCCUGGACACGUUCCUGAGGGAGCUCCAGGCGGACCUGGCCGAGGCCAGUCAACCCACCUCCACCACCGCGCCCACGACACCCUCCUGCAGGCGACAGAGGUACAACAUCGCCGCAGCUAAUCCACUGUUAGCAGUGCACCUUUUACUUUCAGAAAAGCUAGCCGCCCCCUCGUCGCAGGCCUCGCUCACCUCCAUUCCUUACGCUGCGAGGGCGGAAAUCAAGACGGAAAAUAUACAGCCCGAGACCAGCAAAGUGGACACCAGGGAAGUGCAGCCACACGAUACGGCCGAUAAGGAAGCCCUAGGUUUGGCCACCGUCAAGGCGGAACCCGGUACCACCACCGGUACCAGACUUCUCCAUGGCAUCCUCUCGCAGCACCCCCAGCAACACCCCCUGGGAGUGCCUAACGGGUACGGUCGCCAUUUGGCCAGUCACCCCCCGUUGGGACAGCCGCCCUACACCACUGCCGCCAUCGCGACUACCAGCACCCCAGGAAGCGGAUCACUGCCGGCCAGUCCAGCUGACAGCGGCGUCAGCGACGUCGAGUCCAGCACGUCGUCGGGCGGCAACGAGGACGCGAACCUCCUCCUGAAGGCGCGCCUCAACCCGAACCCGUCCCUCCAGCCAAGUCUGGCCACCCACCACUCGCACCUGCCCUCAGCCGCCCUCGGCAGCAGAGCGAGCUGCCACAGUCCCGGGGUGGUCUAUCCGUCGACCGCAGGAUUUUUGCCGCCAUCUUACCAUCCGCACCAACAUCAUCCCUCCCAGUACCAUCCGCACAGGGGGAGCUCGCCACACCACCAGCACGGCACCCACGGCAUGGGCCCGUCCAUGGGGCCGCCGCACCAUCACCAUCACCAUCAGGCCCAGAGCUUACAGCACUUGCACUAUCGCCAACCACCUACGCUGUCGGAGAGCUACAGCAGCUACGUGAACUCGAUGUACGGAGGCGGAGGGCAGUUUGCGGCACCCUGCACCCCCAGUCCCCCGCGAGGGCCCGGAGGGGUGCCGACGAGCGUGAUCCAGGCAGCGACCAGCUCGGUCUCGGACGACCUGUACCUUUUGGAGCUCGGGUUCCCGCCGCGGCCCAAGAAAAGCAAGUUGAAGAAGCCGCGGCAGGGUGAGGGCGCCGCCGUCAAGCGGAAAUCCCGGGAAGGCUCGACGACCUAUCUCUGGGAGUUCCUGCUGAAGCUGCUGCAGGACCGCGAGUACUGCCCGCGCUACAUCAAGUGGACGAACCGCGAGCGGGGCGUUUUCAAGCUCGUCGACAGCAAGGCGGUCUCGAGGCUCUGGGGUCUGCACAAGAACAAGCCGGACAUGAAUUACGAGACCAUGGGCCGCGCGCUGCGGUACUACUACCAGCGUGGCAUCCUGGCCAAGGUCGACGGACAGCGGCUGGUCUACCAGUUCGUCGACGUGCCCAAGGACAUCGUGGAGAUCGACUGCACGGGCGCAUGAGGCAGGGUUCGCCUCUCGAGGGAGCUCGGAUCGCACAGAAAGGGCCAGGGCUGCUCGACGGCGACGUUGACGACGACAACGACGACGACGACCGCGACGACGACGACGUAACGCCCUCUCUCGACGUCCGCUGUUCCUUGUAUUAUAAUUCUAGCCCUGUAGUUAAGCGGAGCGUCCGUUCGCGCGAUCGCAGCGCGCUAGGUCCCUCGCUCGCGUCGCCGGACCGGCUCGUUUUCCUCUGUCUCUUUCCGUUUGUUUUUUAAAUUUGUACAAAAUUUAGUUCGUAGAUGAAUGGGAAAAGGCGCGGCGCGUAUACCGGUAUAUAUUUUACUAAACGCUGUGGACAAAUUACUUAAUUUCUAGGGUGGUAAGCGAAAUUUGUACAUUCGAGGCGCGAUAAAUUAUUUAUUGUACAUUAGACGCGGUUGCAUACCUAACUAGGAAAUUGUUAACGGGGAAAAGAGUGGGAAGAGAUGAAAUCUAUGCGAAGACAAACGCGGAAAGUUGGAGAAAUCGAAACGAAAUAUUCGAGGGCUGUGAAGAGGUUUAAACAAGACGCGUUUUAUGGGUCCUGUCGGGCGAGCUCAGGGAGGGAUAACGCUAUAUUUUUUUAAGUAUACCGGAGCGACGACUGUUCUGCUUGAGCUGAGGGUUCAACGAUGUAAAGGUGCUGGCUAUUACACACGAGGUCCAAGAAUGUUAUUUAGCAACCUAGUGUUAAACGAUUCGUCGAAGCGAUUCGGACAGAUAUUAUAUCUCUGUAAAUAUAAAGUAUACCUUUAGAUUAUAUUAUAUAUAUUAUUGAAUAUUAUAUAUAUUAUAUGAAUAUAUAUUGUACGUUAUGUAGUAAAUGGCGCGAGUUUAUCUGUUCGUACGAGAGUUUCGAAUCGUGUCCGAGGAAGAAGCUUCGCUCGCCCGUACGAUGUCUCGGCUCUCGAUGUUAAGGAAAAUCGAACGUUCGUUUAACUCACCGAUCACCGACGUUGGAAUCGCACGAUCGGUUCAGUCGCUGCUCCCCUUCGAUCGUUUCAGAAAUUCUCAUCGAAUCCCAUUGCUCGAAUGCGCACACGACCUUUUUUUCCUCCUGAUCAGAGGUGUCGUACCAUUAACGCGAGAGCCUUCCUCCAGUCUGGGGUGUGUAAUAAACGAUGUUAGUUUAGCAAAAAUUUUAACUUAUUGACGCCCCAGAAUGCAAAGUGCGGGCGCGUGGAUGUCGCCUAGACUUAAGAUUUGUAUAUAGAGAUUCGCUUAAAGAAAACAUAAAUAUGUCGAACGUC